Molecule: messenger RNA, 3699 nt
Organism: Vollenhovia emeryi
Lineage: Eukaryota; Metazoa; Arthropoda; Insecta; Hymenoptera; Formicidae
Product: F-box/LRR-repeat protein 4-like
Exons: 7
Coding region: 424-2322 (632 amino acids)
Biological process (GO): SCF-dependent proteasomal ubiquitin-dependent protein catabolic process
Cellular component (GO): SCF ubiquitin ligase complex
Molecular function (GO): protein binding
Source: RefSeq, a predicted model, not a curated record
UACCUUAUUUUAAUAUUUAAGGAAUACAACGCCACUUUUUGUGAAUUUAAUCACACCUUUGGAAUUAUAUAAGAGAUUUUUUUUCAUUUUGAAACUCACCUCCAACUUUCUUCCAUGAUCAGCAUAAAACCAUAAUUCUGAAUUUUCUUUCUUUAUUUAACUUUAAUUUAAGUACCAAUAUCUUGAAAUUGAUGAAGAUAGAGCUGUAUCACUAAUAAAAUAACGUCUUUACAGUUGAUUCCACAUAAUCCCUACAGCAGAUUUAUCUCGAGUGGCUAUUGUAUUCGAUAUUUUUAUUAAAUAUUUAUAUUAUCAAAAUAUUUAUAACAAUUGGAUGGAACAAUUUCUUAAUGUACAGUAAAUAUUUGCAAAAACUCAAAAAUUAUUACAACCCAUUUCUUUGAUUUUUUUUAGACAGAGAAUAUGACAUCUUAUUAUCGUUUCUAUAAGAAGGAUGAAGGCCGAUAUCCUUGUGUCAAGAGAGUGUAUGUAGGAAAAGAACAUGUAGAUUUCUUGUACCAAUUUGUCAAGGACAGCAGGAGCAGAUAUAACAUUUCAUCAGGCCAAGAUCAGGAGUACAUCAAAAAGGACAGUUCUAGCAAACAAAUUGUAGAAGAUAUAUCUAAGAAGUUAAUUGGGGAUCCUAAUAAAUAUAAUAAUGUUUUUUACGGCUCAUUUUUUAUGAGAUCUGGUGGUUUCAAAAUCUCAAUAUCCUGGCAGGAACAACCACGUAUACUAUCAUCAGAUGAACCAGACGAUGAUAGCAGCGUUUUUUAUAAUUAUAUUGAUCUCGAGUUUGAUAAAGCCGUAUAUCCGAUCAGAGUUUCUAUAUAUGAAAUGUAUCGUCCUGGGUAUAUCACUCAAAUUUGGGCUCACAAUUCUGAAGAAAAUCGGUGGUUUCCAUUAUGGACUGGUAAAUGUCAGGCUCCUGUACUAGAGGAUUCACGGCUAUUUUCCCCGCCUUUGCAGUUUUGUGACUUCAAAACCAAAAGGCUUAGAUUAAAAUUUACGUACAGUUUUCUGUAUUAUGAGACAAAGUUAGCAGCUGUGAUGCUUAUCGGUACAUCAAAAUUAAUCCUUUCUAAAAAUACGGAAGGAAUUUUCACUAGUAUAUUAAAGAAUGUGAAGGGCCAACAUUUGAUCACUGAUAAUUUAACGCCUAUUGAUAAACAUGCACACUGGGAUAUAACGCAUCUCCAAGAGAAUUUUUCUAUAUACUGUACCAUUUAUACGAGCUACUUGCAUUCGAAUUAUGCACGGAUUAGAAAAUAUUUCAAACUUUCUUUAGAUAAUUCCAAGAAGCUUACACCUUGCGGUUUUUCUACGCUGCCUGAUGAAAUGAUACUAAAAAUAUUAAAGUACUUGGAUAUAAGGUCGUUGUGCCAUAUGAGCACAAUGAAUAAACGUCUUAAUAACUUAACACGAGAUGGUUCUCUCUUUAAGUGCUUGAAUUUAUUAAAUAUGCGCGAAGUGCCUUCUAUAUAUCAAGAUAAUAUUAUAUCAUACUUUACAUCCAGAUGUAAAUAUUUGCAAAAGUUGCAUCUUUCAUCAAGCAUUAUUUCCACUUUGGAAUUAAGAAAACUUCUUGACAUUUGCAGUGAGCGUUUAACGCAUUUACGAUUAAGUUACUGCUCAUUGAAAUCCACUGCUUUCGAUGACAUUGCGGAAAGAUGCAAUAAUUUGCAAGUAUUGGAUCUCAGUUUGUGGGAAGUUAGAGAUUCAUUUGAAUCGAUAUUGUCUGCAGAUAUUACACUUCGUGUUUGCAAAUUAUUAGAAAGAAAUCCUCGAUUACGUGAGUUAAAUUUGGAUUCUGGAGACGAGGACUUAUUAGAAUCCAAUUUCUUCUACGUCUCCAUUAAUGUGGACUCAAUUGCUACACAAUUGAGGGAUUCGUGCCCAAACGUGGAAAUACGAAAUAUAUCUGGCUAUGAUUGCACAAUUACAUCGGAAGGUAUUGAUGCUCUCGCCGAGUGUAAAAACUUGCGGAAACUGAACAUUGAGGAUGAUUACUGGAUCGAUGAAUCACUUGAGCCAAUAGGUGAGGAUAGCUUGCGUAGAUUGUUUUCCGCCUGUCAACGCUUGGAAGAAAUUAAGUUGAUGAAUUACCAUGAUAAUGUCGGCGAAUUACUGACUCUGUGUAAAAACUUAAAAGAAGUGCAUUUAAAAGUGUUACCUCUAAACGUGUUAACACUUCCCUUGCAGUGUCCAAAAUUGCAAAAAAUUUAUUUUGUGAAAGGUGACGAAGAAUUAAUUCACCGGAUGAAGCAAGAAUAUCCACAUGUAUCCUUGUGUAAAUUAGAAUAUGUUGAGUAUAUGUAUUAAAUUUUCGCGCUUCAACAUGCUCGUGUCGUGUCUUACGAUGGCACCACUGUACGGGAGACAAUUCGGAGCAAUGUCGUGCUUCCGGCGCUCCCGCUCUUGCGCACUUCCUCGCGGAACGUCUGCCUAGUCGAACGUGCUAUUUUUCUUGUAUUAGAAAUACACAUUUGUAUUACACUCCAAAAAGGACUUCGAGUUUCAUUGAAUUGCAAUAACCCACUGUGCUCCGCAACAGAAUAGUAACAUAAUUUUUAUAUAUUGUACAUGUACGCAGAAGAGUGAUUGGUGUAAUGGCUGCGUAAUUUUCUCUCACAGCGGAACAGUCGAAGUUAUCUUUCACAGAUUUUGAUAGACUUUGGACAUGUUGUAGAAAUGUAGAGCGUCAAAAAAUAUUUUCAGCUGUUCAACUCAACAUUUAGAGGUUGAAAUAAUCUCUCGAAAUUAAUAUACCUCGUUCCAUUUUUGGCGAAUAUCUUGGAAAAGAUAAGGUGCAGAAAUGCUUUAUGUAAAAGAUUUAUGGAAUUUUAUAUUCUUUACAAUAUUUUGAUAUUUAUCUAAAUUUUUAGUUUACCCAUUCCCAUCUAUUUCUACAGUUUAAGAAUUUGUAAAGUAAAAAUUACACAAUACAAUAACGUAAUAAUAUGUUUGAGGAAUAAUUUUGCAAUGAUGAUGAUUUUAAAAUAAUUGUGUGCACUAAUAACACCUGAAUCUAUAUAGUUCUUCUUGUUAGAUUUCUUAAAUAUCGCUUUUGCAAUUUACUUUUCCUUGUGUUUAUGUGUAAUAUAACUUCGUGCAAUUCUAUUGCAUGGAUCAGUCUCUUAUGACACACGUGCUAUCGUAGUCACAACAAAUUAAAGAAAAUUACUUUGGCGUUUGUUCCCUGACAAGUUGCUAGGUACAAGCAAUCUCGAGCUAAUACUGUACGUAACGUUUUCACGAAAAUUAAAUCGAUCAGAAUUUGAUCUAAAUUUAAGUAUCGUUAUAAGGACAUACCGAUUUUUGCGACAUGCUCAAUAAAGAAUCAAGCUGGCCAGAAUCAGCCUCCCUCCUCAACGAAACGCUGAUGCCUCAUCGAUCGGAGAUCUGUGUUUGAACUGAGCCAAACACCAUGCCUGCCGCACGCUUUAUAUUUUAGGCUCAUUAAAAAUAUCGCGCAUCAGCCCUGCCAAUGGUACGAUAUAGUUUGCGUCGCUUUCGGACACGACGCAUUGCGAUCAGAUAUACCACGACCAUGCGGUUAAUCUAUUUCUGGCUCCCUAAACGUACUGAAGGAUCCGAAGAAAGGCUCCCGUCGUUUUCCGCAUAUCCGCUGCGACUGUGCACCGCGAAAUACAACCCAGGGAAAGUGAAAAGUCAAGACGAUGCCAAUUUGAUGUCAUA